This is a messenger RNA of Amaranthus tricolor (Joseph's coat), 1361 nucleotides long. RefSeq names its product cysteine synthase-like. Bases 177 to 1148 code for a protein of 323 amino acids. The record is from RefSeq and is a predicted model, not a curated record. The transcript is spliced from 11 exons. Gene Ontology annotation, molecular function: cysteine synthase activity. Gene Ontology annotation, cellular component: cytoplasm. NCBI's taxonomy places the organism in Eukaryota, Viridiplantae, Streptophyta, Magnoliopsida, Caryophyllales, Amaranthaceae.
UGUAGAAAAUUCACACGGACCAUGUGGAUACUUUAAAAGAAGAAACAAUUUUUUAUUCCUCCCUCCCACGUUUUUGAAGUAUUUAAACCUUUCUAAGCAUACAAAAUUCAAAGGCUAAAACUCACAUUUUAAGAAAAUUGCUCCUUGAAACAAGCUUAGUUGCUUGGGUACAUCACAUGGAGGGAAAAUGCAGGAUUGCAAAAGACGUGACUGAACUUGUAGGUAAUACACCAAUGGUUUACCUUAAUCGUGUGGUAGAGGGUUGCGUCGCACACAUUGCAGCCAAGCUCGAAAUGAUGGAACCAUGCUCCAGUGUCAAAGACAGAAUUGCAGUUAGUAUGAUCAAAGAUGCUGAAGAAAAGGGCUUGAUUUCCCCGGGAAAGACGGUUCUGAUUGAAACAACAACCGGUAAUACUGGAAUCGGAUUAGCAUUUGUUGCGGCAGCAAAAGGAUAUAAACUGAAAAUAGUAAUACCAUCAAGUUCAAGUCUUGAAAGAAGAAUAGUUCUUCGAGCAUUGGGGGCAGAAUUGCACCUGGUCAGUCCCACUAGUACUUAUUAUGAUAUGGACAGGAAAUGUAAAGAAAUACUUGAUAAAACGCCUGCUGGAUUUUUGGUUAAUCAAAUGAACAAUCCUGCUAACCCUAAGACACAUUAUGAAACAACAGGACCAGAGAUAUGGAGAACCACACAAGGGCUAGUGGACGUAUUUGUUGCUGGGAUUGGAACAGGUGGUACCAUUACUGGCACUUCCACUUUCCUUAAACAACAAAAUCCUUCUAUUAAGGUGUACGGCGUAGAACCAGCCGAAAGUGCAGUCAUCAAUGGAGAAAAGCCUCGGACACAUAAAAUCCAAGGAAUUGGAGCUGGUAUCAUUCCUCCAUUACUCGAUUUUGACAUACUCGAAGAAGUUAUCAAGAUUUCUGCCGAUGAAGCCAUUCGAACUGCUAAACUUCUUGCAUUGAAAGAAGGUUUAUUGGUAGGAUUGUCAUCGGGAGCUGCAGUUGCUGCUGCUAUAAAAAUAGCAAAAAAGCCUGAAUUAGCUGGAAAAUUGAUUGUUGUACUUCUUCCUAGUUUUGGAGAGCGCUAUUUAUCUACUGAACUGUUUGAUUCAGUGAGAAGCGAAGUGGAGGCUUUGACUUAUGCGUAACAUGGAAAAAAAUCAGUUUAUUAUUCUAAUUUUUAAUAUUUGAUAUGAAUACUAACAAUAAUAAUGCUUUGAACUAAAUGGUUCUUCCAAUUGUAUUUUCCUCAAAUAUACUCUAAAGCCAUAAUGAAGUUCAAGAAGACUUUUUUUUUUUUUUAAUAGUAUGUAAUUUAUUAUUAAAGAAUCAUAUAAUAUCUAAAUCAGAGAUAAAAAUUA